Ricinus communis (castor bean) is the source of this 5063-nucleotide messenger RNA. RefSeq names its product LRR receptor-like serine/threonine-protein kinase RGI1. Lineage: Eukaryota; Viridiplantae; Streptophyta; Magnoliopsida; Malpighiales; Euphorbiaceae. The transcript is spliced from 2 exons. Gene Ontology annotation, biological process: protein phosphorylation. Gene Ontology annotation, molecular function: protein binding; protein kinase activity; ATP binding. The coding region runs from base 1444 to 4881 and encodes 1145 amino acids. The record is from RefSeq and is a predicted model, not a curated record.
AAAAAGGUUUAAAAAAAAUUCGAGAAAUUGUUGCAAAUAUAUGGACAUGGCAUUAUCUUUUUUUGAGAAAUGUUCAAAAAUCAGUUUUUACAUAGAAAUCUGAAUUUAAUAGCAUGAAUGUAAGUUCAGAUGUUUUGUUUUUUAAAAAAGCAUUAUGAUUGUUGCUUUGUAUUUAGACCUUUUUUUUUUUUUUUCUUUUUGCAUUAGGUGGAAGCCAAAACACAUUAGUGGACAUUUAGUCAUAUUCAGAUGUCAAAUUACUUCAUUACCUAAAAAAACAAAUAUAUCAUGAUUUUGCAAAGGAAAAUACUUUCAAAUGAGUUGCAAAAUUUGUGAAAGAUAGCAUGGAUUAAGAUUUGACCAUGAUAUUUUUUUAAAAAAAAAAAAAAAAAGAUUGAACUCAAUAGAAUGCCAAUAAAAUAAAAAACAAAAAUUGUAAACUUAAAAAAAAAAAAAGAUUGAACUCAAUAGAAUGCCAAUAAAAUAAAAAACAAAAAUUGUAAACUUCAUAAAUUGUGUCCAUAUAUAAAUACAAAUAUCCUCUAAUAUGACACAAAACAGAUACUUUAGAACAAGUGUGGCGCAACACAACUGAGUGCUAUAGAGAGAAGCCCAAAGAAAACACUUGAAAAGAGUAACCCAAUAUCCAACAAAUCUAACAAGCUUCCAAGAAUUAUAGAGUAAGCCAAGCCCGCUGUCUGUUUCCCCUAUCUAAUUUCCUAUCAACAAUGGCACCAAAAAUAAAAACGAACACUGAAGAUGGAGAUGGUCAUCAUGUUAUAAAUUCUAUUACACAGUGUUAUAUAUAUAAUCUGCUCUCACUCACACACACUCCUUUUCUCGACUGCUACAGUAGUAUUAUAUACAUAUAUGGAGUCAAAAACUAAACUAGAAUGUAUACGAACCUGAUUUUCUGCUGAAACAACAAAAUUUUAAAUAAUUCUUUAAACCAUAAAGGAAAAGAAAAUUAAAGAUUAUAGAACUCAUGUGUUCAUGUGGAGCUAUCUCUCUCUCUCUCUCUCUCUCUCUCUCUCUCUCUCUCUCUUCCUUGCGCGUGAACCCACCUGGCAAUUUCAUCCAAUAUUUUUAUAUAUGAAAUAGAAAAAUGAGAGGAUCCUAGGUGGAGGUGGGGUGGUGGUGGUGGAGGUGCAGUUUUGUUGAUCUCUAGGCAUUUUGGGUGUUCUUUUUUUUUUUUUCUUUUCCCUUUUCCCCUAAUACUUUAAUGUUAUGGCAAGUUCUUGUGCUUGUUUAUUUUUGUUGUUUGGUUUGUAUUACUAGGUAAGGGUACUGAACACUAAACACUAUACUUUCUUGUUGUAGUUGUUGUGGUUGAGUUUUGAGUUCAAAGCAAGCAAGAAACGUAGUUUUUAGAAAGAGAAAGGAAGAGUAGCAGAAACCAAUGAUGCAAAUCCGAGAAGAUCAAAGUUUUGGAAAUUGAGGCAAAUGUCGAUGCCCAGCUCGAGGCAAAUCCUCUUCUUCUCUUCUUCUUCUUCUUGUUUAUCAUUCUUUAUCCUUACUCUUCUAUCGACUUCUUUAGCUUCACCACCGCAACAACAAAACCAUGAAGCCUCUAUCCUUUUUUCUUGGCUACGUUCUUCUCCUUCACCACCUUCUUUUCUCUCUAACUGGAACAAUCUUGAUUCCACUCCAUGCAAAUGGACCUCCAUAACAUGUUCUCUUCAAGGUUUUGUCACUGAAAUAAACAUUCAGUCAGUUCCUCUUCAGCUCCCUGUACCUUUAAAUCUGUCUUCUUUUCGCUCUCUUAGUAAACUUGUCAUUUCUGAUGCCAACCUCACUGGAACUAUUCCAAUUGAUAUCGGUAACUCUGUUUCACUCACUGUUCUUGACCUCAGUUCUAACAGUCUUGUUGGUACUAUUCCUGAAAGCAUUGGGCAGCUUCAAAAUCUUGAGGACUUGAUUCUUAACUCUAAUCAGCUAACAGGGAAAAUCCCAACUGAGUUAAGUAAUUGUACUAGCCUCAAGAAUUUGCUUCUUUUUGAUAAUCGUUUAAGUGGUUAUAUCCCAACUGAGCUAGGCAAAUUGUCUAGUCUUGAAGUUCUUAGAGCUGGUGGAAAUAAAGACAUUGUUGGCAAAAUUCCUGAUGAGCUUGGAGAUUGCAGCAACUUGACUGUUUUGGGACUGGCUGAUACAAGAGUUUCGGGUUCUUUACCUGUUUCAUUUGGUAAACUAAGCAAGCUGCAGACGCUAUCUAUUUAUACAACAAUGCUUUCUGGUGAGAUUCCUGCGGAUAUAGGUAACUGCUCUGAGCUUGUCAACUUGUUUCUUUAUGAAAAUAGUCUAUCCGGUUCCAUUCCUCCGGAGAUUGGUAAGCUUAAAAAACUUGAGCAAUUGUUGUUAUGGCAAAAUAGUCUUGUUGGAGUUAUUCCAGAGGAGAUUGGUAAUUGUACUAGCUUGAAAAUGAUUGAUCUUUCUUUGAAUUCUUUGUCUGGGACUAUACCUUCUUCUAUUGGAAGUCUUGUAGAGCUUGAAGAGUUUAUGAUCAGUAACAACAAUGUGUCUGGUUCAAUACCAUCCGAUCUUUCUAAUGCCACAAAUCUUUUGCAAUUGCAACUUGACACAAAUCAGAUCUCAGGUUUAAUCCCACCUGAGCUUGGAAUGUUGUCAAAGCUUAAUGUCUUUUUUGCCUGGCAAAACCAGCUUGAAGGAAGCAUUCCUUUUAGUUUGGCUAGAUGCAGUAAUCUCCAAGCACUGGACUUGUCUCACAAUUCACUCACUGGAAGCAUACCUCCAGGCCUGUUUCAGCUUCAGAACCUGACAAAGCUUCUCCUGAUUUCUAAUGACAUUUCUGGUUCUAUACCACCAGAGAUUGGAAAUUGUAGCUCUCUUGUGAGACUAAGACUUGGUAACAACAGGAUUGCUGGCGGCAUUCCUAAAGAAAUUGGGCAUCUUAGGAACUUGAAUUUUCUUGAUCUUUCUAGCAAUCGCCUUUCUGGGUCUGUUCCUGAUGAGAUAGGAAGCUGCACAGAGCUGCAAAUGAUAGACCUGAGCAACAACACUGUAGAGGGUUCCCUGCCUAACUCAUUGUCAUCUUUAAGUGGGCUUCAAGUCCUUGAUAUCUCAAUUAAUCAGUUUUCAGGUCAAGUACCAGCAAGUUUUGGUCGCCUUCUCUCGCUGAACAAGCUCAUUUUAAGCAGGAAUUCAUUCUCUGGGUCGAUACCUCCAUCCAUUAGCCUUUGCUCAAGCCUUCAAUUGCUUGACCUCGCUAGCAAUGAGCUGUCAGGCAGCAUCCCGAUGGAACUGGGUCGACUUGAAGCUCUUGAAAUUGCCCUCAAUCUUAGUUAUAAUGGACUUACAGGGCCAAUUCCACCUCCGAUAUCUGCACUCACCAAGCUGUCUAUUCUGGAUCUUUCACAUAACAAGCUUGAGGGUGAUCUGAGUCACCUUUCAGGCCUUGACAAUCUUGUUUCUCUCAAUGUAUCUUACAACAACUUCACUGGGUAUCUUCCUGAUAAUAAGCUGUUUAGACAGCUAUCACCAGCAGACUUGGCCGGUAACCAAGGCUUAUGUUCUUCCCUCAAGGAUUCAUGUUUUUUGAGUGAUAUAGGCAGGACAGGAUUGCAAAGAAAUGGAAAUGACAUAAGGCAGUCCAGAAAACUUAAGCUGGCAAUUGCUUUGCUGAUCACAUUGACAGUGGCAAUGGUGAUUAUGGGCACAUUUGCAAUUAUUCGCGCACGAAGAACCAUUAGAGAUGAUGACGAGUCUGUAUUGGGAGACUCAUGGCCGUGGCAAUUCACUCCAUUCCAGAAGCUGAACUUCUCUGUGGAUCAAAUAUUAAGGUCCCUGGUGGAUACCAAUGUGAUCGGGAAGGGAUGUUCUGGAAUUGUUUAUCGUGCUGAUAUGGAGAAUGGCGAUGUCAUUGCUGUGAAGAAGCUCUGGCCAAAUACAAUGGCUACAACCAAUGGUUGCAAUGACGAAAAAAGUGGUGUUCGUGAUUCUUUCUCAGCAGAAAUUAAAACACUUGGUUCCAUCAGGCACAAGAAUAUUGUUAGGUUCUUGGGUUGUUGUUGGAAUCGAAACACGAGAUUGCUAAUGUAUGAUUAUAUGCCUAAUGGGAGCUUGGGCAGUCUCCUCCAUGAAAGAACAGGAAAUGCAUUGGAAUGGGAUCUUAGGUACCAAAUUUUGUUGGGAGCAGCAGAAGGCCUGGCUUAUUUGCACCAUGAUUGUGUUCCUCCAAUUGUCCACAGGGAUAUCAAAGCCAAUAACAUCCUGAUUGGCCUUGAAUUCGAGCCUUAUAUUGCAGACUUCGGCCUUGCUAAGCUUGUCGAUGAUGGCGAUUUUGCUCGGUCCUCCAAUACAGUUGCAGGCUCUUAUGGAUAUAUUGCUCCUGAAUAUGGUUACAUGAUGAAGAUCACAGAAAAGAGCGAUGUGUAUAGCUAUGGGGUAGUGGUGUUGGAAGUACUAACAGGUAAGCAACCGAUCGAUCCAACCAUACCCGAAGGACUACAUGUAGCGGAUUGGGUUAGACAGAAGAAGGGAGGAAUUGAGGUGCUAGAUCCUAGUCUACUAUCAAGACCAGGACCCGAAAUCGAUGAGAUGAUGCAAGCAUUAGGCAUUGCCUUACUCUGUGUAAAUUCAUCUCCUGACGAAAGGCCGACAAUGAAAGAUGUUGCUGCAAUGCUUAAGGAGAUAAAACAUGAAAGGGAGGAGUACGCAAAAGUUGAUAUGCUCCUUAAAGCAUCACCAGCAGCAGCUGCUGAUACAGAAAAUAAGAAUUCAAGGAAUGGAGUUCCAGCAACUACUUCAUCGUCAAAGCCACAACAAACAAUGGCAAAUUUAUAUCCAAAAAGCAAUAACUCAAGCUUCUCUGCUUCCUCAUUACUUUACUCAUCUUCCCGUAAUGCCAAAAUGGGUUUCAAGUGAUGAAAUUUUUUAAAAUGUUACACAGUUAUGUAGAGGGGGAUUAAGCUUGUUUCCUUUUAUGUUUCUUCAGUUUGGUUUCCCUUUGUUCUUUUCAAUGUAAAGUAAAAGGUUGAUAUAAUUUGUUAUAACUUAAUGCAAAACAACUAGAGCCAAUAAUGGACUUCAGUUCCUUCCAAGGAUAA